AUGGCUAAUGGAACUUUAGCACUAUUGAGCGUCUCUGAUAAAUCAGGACUGCUGCCUCUUGCAAAGUACCUCUCCGAAAUCGGUUUAACUCUGGUUGGCAGCGGCGGUACGGCGACAGCUCUCCGCAAUGCUGGUCUCAAAGUCCUUGAUGUGUCAGAUAUUACUGGGGCACCAGAAAUGCUUGGAGGAAGAGUUAAGUCCCUGCAUCCUGCUGUACAUGCCGGGAUUUUGUCCAGGUUGACAGAUUCUGAUCAAGCUGAUCUCAAACGCCAGAAGUACGAUAUGAUUAGUGUCGUCGUGUGCAAUCUCUAUCCAUUUGUUGAGACCGUUUCCAAGCCCAGUGUCACCAUUGCGGACGCGGUUGAGAAUAUUGACAUUGGUGGAGUAACCUUAUUACGGGCUGCUGCUAAAAAUCAUGAUAGAGUUACUGUUAUAUGCGAUCCUGCUGAUUAUGAUAAUGUUAUCAACGAGCUGAAGAAUAAUAAGGACCGCCAGACGUCUUUGGAGACACGGCAAAGAUUAGCUCUGAAGGCUUUUACUCACACUUCCCAAUAUGAUACAGCUAUAUCUGAUUACUUUCGGAAACAGUAUUCAGCAGGAGAGUCACAGUUGAGCUUGAGAUAUGGUAUGAAUCCACACCAAAAACCUGCACAAGUGUUCACAACUCGGGACAAGCUUCCAUUGACAACUUUGAAUGGUGCUCCUGGUUUUAUUAACCUCUGUGAUGCUCUUAAUGCCUGGCAAUUGGUGAGUGAACUCAAAGAAGCCUUAGGAUUGCCAGCAGCGACCAGUUUCAAGCACGUGUCGCCAGCUGGCGCCGCUGUUGGGAUGUCAUUAACUGAAGAAGAGGCGUCCGUGUGCAUGGUAAAUGAUUUGUUGCCUAAGCUCACGCCACUUGCUUGCGCAUACGCACGAGCGCGAGGUGCCGACCGAAUGAGUUCUUUCGGAGACUUUAUAGCAAUUUCAGAUAUCUGUGAUGAAAUCACUGCAAAGAUAAUAUCCCGAGAGGUGUCAGAUGGUAUCGUGGCUCCAGGGUAUACGCCCGAGGCUUUAUCUAUACUAAGCAAGAAGAAGGGUGGCAAUUACUGCGUUUUACAGAUGGAUCCAAGCUACACCCCAGAUGUAAUGGAACAGAAAACCAUCUUUGGCCUCACUCUGGAGCAAAGGCGGAACGACGCCAAAAUAACUUCAGAGUUAUUCAAGAACGUGGUCACUAAGACGAAGAACUUACCUCAAAACGCAGUAAGGGACCUCAUUGUUGCCACAAUAGCACUCAAGUACACACAGAGCAACUCAGUCUGUUAUGCAAGAGAUGGCCAGGUAAUCGGUAUCGGUGCUGGACAGCAAUCCCGUAUUCACUGCACUCGGUUGGCGGGGGGGAAAGCGUCACUUUGGUGGAUGCGGCGUCACCCACGCGUGCUAGCUAUGACAUUCAAAGCGGGCGUUACUCGAGCUGUACAAGCCAAUGCGAUCGACAACUAUGUUAGCGGAACCAUUGGAUCUGAUUUACCAUUUGACCAGUGGAACAGUCUAUUCGAUGGCGCCCCGCCUGCCUUAUUGACGGAUGCAGAAAGAGAAGAGUGGGUUAAGAAGAUGGAUAAAGUCGCUCUCGCAUCCGAUGCCUUCUUCCCCUUCAGAGACAAUAUAGAUAGAGCCGUGCAGGUCGGUGUGGAGUACAUCGGCAGUCCAUCGGGAUCUAACAAUGACAAGGAUGUGAUCGAAGCGUGCAAUGACCACAAUGUUACACUUGCACAUACAAGCCUUCGUCUGUUCCACCACUAA
This is a messenger RNA of Leptosia nina, 1782 nucleotides long. Lineage: Eukaryota; Metazoa; Arthropoda; Insecta; Lepidoptera; Pieridae. The record is from the annotation of a GenBank genome assembly.